AUAUUUUAUAUAUACACAUAGCCCCUCAUUCUUCUCUUGCCGACUCAUGCUUAACCUCUUUUUAACUUCACCAAAACCAACCCCUCUCUGUGUGUUUGGCUCUUUGCCUCAAACAGACUGUGUUUCUUCAUAUUUUCAUUUCUUCACAUUACUGCAAAUUUUACUAUAUUUGAGAUUUGAUUUUUAGAGGUUUAGAGAUAUAAAGAUUGAAUUUUUAGCAUCUGGGUGGUUUAGAUUUUGGAGAUGAUUUGAAUUUUUAGCAUGUUUGUAUUUGUGGUGGAGGUUGUUGCUUAGUUGGUUUAUUGUUUUAAGAUUUUGAUUGGGUAUUGAAAAUUGGGGGAGUGAUUUUUGUUUAGUUUCCUAAUUUAUUGUUGGAAUAUGGGGGGAACUAUGUGGACUGAAGAAGAUAAGGCCAUGGCUGUGGAGGUUUUAGGGAAGGGUGCUUUUGAUUAUUUGAUAUCGAGCUCAGUCUCUGCUGAAUGCUCAUUUACGGAAGUUGAGAAUGAUGAGAGUUUGCAGACUAAGCUUUCAGAUCUUGUGGAUUGUCCCAAUUUGUCUGGUUUUAGUUGGAAUUAUGCAAUUUAUUGGCAAAUUUCGCGGUCUAUGUCAGGUGAUUUAGUUCUUGGGUGGGGAGAUGGUUCUUGCAGGGAGUUGAGAGAAGAGGAGGAAUCUGAAGUUAAGGGAAUUCUGAGUUCUCGUCAUGAUGAUGAAUCUCAACAGAGGAUGAGAAAGAAUGUGCUUCAGAAGUUGCAUUCCUUGUUUGGGGGUUCAGAGGACGAGUGUUAUGCUUCUGGUUUGGAUAGGGUUACAGAUAUUGAAAUGUUCUUUCUUGUUUCAAUGUAUUUUUCAUUCCCCAUUGGAAAAGGUGCUCCUGGAAAGUGUUUUGGGUCGAGGAAGCAUGUGUGGAUUUUGGAUGCGUUGAAAUUAUCCAAUAAUUACUGUUUUAGGUCAGUUUUGGCAAGAAAUGCUGGUACGCAGACUUUGGUUUUGAUCCCAACUGAUGUUGGGGUAGUGGAAUUGGGGUCAGUACGAUCUUUACCUGAAAGCGUUGAGCUUGUGCAGUCAAUAACAUCGGCAUUUUCGUCACCUCCCUCGAUCAGUAAGCCCCAGCCACAGACAGCUCGUCCGGUUACGAGGGAAAAUGGUGAAAACAGGCAAUUCUUUGAUGGAGGCAUCCCUGAAAGACAAAGGAUCACAAAGAUUUUUGGGCAAGAAUUUAAUUCAAAUCGGUCUGAGUUUAGACCAAAACUUGCUGUUAGGAAAGCAGACGAGAGGUCAUCGGACGAAUAUCUGAAUAAAAAUAAGCUUCCAUCUCCAAGUACGAGAACUUGUUUCAAUGCUCAGAAUUUGGCAAACUUCAACAAUGGCAAGCAGGGGGAAACUGUAGAAAUUUACAGCCCUCAGACUCCAACAAACAGUAUUCUGAAAGGGGGUGUUCCGGACCAUUUUGAUUUCAAACAAUUUGACUCUCAAAGGCCAGCCCCGAGGCAGAUAGAAUUCUCAAGGGCGAAAACAAUUCCAUCUUGGCCAGUUAUUAUCGAGUCUGAGCCUUCAGAUGUUAACCCUGUCUGCAAGGAAGAGCAAGCUACCUUAGCUGAUGGAAAAAGCCAUCGGAAGCGGGGGAGAAAGCCUGCUAACGGAGAAGGGCCACUAAAUCACGUUGAGGCGGAGAGGCAGAGGCGGGAAAGAUUGAACCAACGUUUCUAUGCAUUGCGAGCAGUUGUUCCAAACAUUUCUAAGAUGGACAAAGCUUCCCUUUUAGGGGAUGCGAUUGCAUACAUUUCUGAAUUGCAAAAGAAAGUGAAAGGCUUGGAAUCGAUUAGUAGCACUUCUAGAGAUUCAUCAUCUUCGGAUGCUAAAUCAAAUUUGGAAUAUCAAACCCAAGUUUCCCAUGUAGAAAUUACAGCAGCAGACAAAUUAGUCAAUGUAAGGGUGACAUGUCCUCUAGAAUCCCAUCCCGUAUCUCGAGUCAUAGAAGCACUUCGAGAGGCACAGUUCGGUGUUAUUGAGUCCAAAUUCACAGCAGCAAAUGAUAUGGUGUUCCACACAUUCGUUAUAAAAAUGGAAGGAACAGAACAGUUGACGAAAGAAAGACUGCUGGCAGCAUUUUCGCACCAAGCAAGCUCCUCGCAACCAUUAUCAUCAGUUGGGUAAGAACCUAGAAAUUAGUAUCUCCCACGCAUUAAACUAUUUUUUAUCCAAGAAUUAAGACAUGAGAGUAGUCCAGAAGACUUCCUCUAAUGCAUGUUUAUAGUUUACCCAUGACCUAUCUGUCAUAAGAUUUUAUUAGUUGUACUAUUUUUUUUU
Messenger RNA from Daucus carota subsp. sativus, 2307 nucleotides. Its product is annotated as transcription factor MTB1. Gene Ontology annotation, cellular component: nucleus. Gene Ontology annotation, biological process: regulation of DNA-templated transcription. The record is from RefSeq and is a predicted model, not a curated record. Gene Ontology annotation, molecular function: protein dimerization activity; transcription cis-regulatory region binding; DNA-binding transcription factor activity. NCBI's taxonomy places the organism in Eukaryota, Viridiplantae, Streptophyta, Magnoliopsida, Apiales, Apiaceae. The coding region runs from base 379 to 2154 and encodes 591 amino acids. The transcript has 2 exons.